AUGCCGUCAACGUUCUGUUUACUAUUAUCGAAGAAUUUUUAUGUGGAAAGGGCGUUUUGGAAAUGGUCUAUAGUUGAGUUUUUAAGCAUAACGGCGAUUUUGGCUGUGAUUGUCGUCAAUCCCGUUACACGGGGAAAAUAUUAUUCGUCCGAAAAAGAAACUAUUCUACAAUCCGUUGUUACUUAUAAUCAACCCGGUCUAUACGAUUUAUCUGUAUUUAUGCAUUUAAUGAGCAUUCGUAAAGAACGCAUGCGUAUGACUUUGUUAUAUACACCGAAAAAUGAUUUUACAACAGCGGUUGUUAAUGGCGCAAAGAUUGCAUUAAAUUUGCGCGGCAUACAGGAUGUGGAAAAUAACGAUAUUUUGGAAAAGUAUUUUAGUGAGCAGAACACUCUUGCUGGCAUAGUAUUUCAUAAUGUCGAUGACGGUGCAGUCCCUGAAAAAUUAGUGGUGUCGUUGCGUUUCCCUGGUCUAUUACGAACCGUUGAUAUUUCAAAUAGUAUAGAUGAACGUUUGUGGAUGACACGUUGCGCGGGAAUAAUAUCCUCUGACGGCACUGGUAUUUAUGGAAACGUGGACUUAUAUCUGCGCGAAGGUUUUCUACAACUGCAACAUAGCUUAUACAUUCAGUGGAUCAAGCUUCUGAAGAAUUCUGAUACAACAAACAUUAAUAGAGGUCGAAAUAAAGAAAAAGAAACAGUCGAACAACUUAAAGAUAUGUCUGCUGAUGAAAAAUUUAAUAUCAAUGCAGAAUCGAAUAGCAAUCAACAGACGAACAAUGCUAGCAUUGCGUUAGAAGAAAGUGGCAAAGAGAUGGAGGAAAAAUUUACGGAAACCGAUAAACUUAAUACGUUUGCCUUUAAUGAGGAUGGGCUUGAGGAGAAUGUUGUCUUAAAAAAUUUCCAUCCUAAUGAUGAUGAUAAUUUUAAAGAAGCCGCGUUAAUAAUGAACUCUAGGCUGAGUGAUCCCUUGUUAACACGAGAACAAGAUCUAAGACAAAUACAAAAUGAGGAAAUACCCUUGAUCCCUCAUAUACAAGUGAAUUCUAUGCGUUAUAGAAGCGACGCUAGAUUGUGUUUCACGGAAGGAGCCGCAAACCUAAAUUGGCUAUUAUUCAACACUCUGUUCUUUAUACCGUUCCUUCAUUUGAUUUGGAUUUACGCACGUGAACGUGAAGAAGAUGUGUUAGCUCAUCAUUGGAUAUAUGGUUACACAUACGGUCAACUUUGGGUUGCUCAUUUUCUCGUAUCAUUUGUUCAUUUUCUAAUAUUAGACCUGCUAAUAAUGGUCGUUUUUAUUAUCCCGUGGACAAACGAUCCCAAGGCAUAUAUUUUCCAUAAUGUGAAUCCCAUUGUGAUGUUGUCAUUUCUCAUUCUUCAUAAUAUUAUCGUGAUUUUGUAUGCGAUGAUUAUUGCCUGCACGUUAGACAACGCGGUGAAUUGCGUGCUGCUUGGUGUUACGCUUUGGCUACUGGCAUACAGUCUCUUUUCCGCAAUCUAUUACUGUUUACAGGAUUUUACAUUUAUUAGUUUAUUCUGUUUAAGUUUAUUUUGCAAUAAUUUUUUCCCAUUGGGCAUGCGCAUAAUGAAAAAAUUCGACUUAGAAGAGAAUCCAAAUUAUGAUAUCCUUUAUCUUAUAUUGCUUACGCAAUUAUUGACUAUUGUCAUUCUUAUGAUCUUACUGGUGACAUUGAAUCAUUUUCGGCCGGGUUUUUAUAUUGGACAAACCAAUUUCUUUUAUUCGCUAUUAUGCCGACGAAAACCAAUAAAAGCAAAUCCUCCAAUGGGAAUUAUUACACUGGAUCGACCAAGUGCUGCUUGGCAUAAUUUUGAAUUUGGUCCAUUCCGAGGGGAAGAAAUGGUGUUCGUUAAAAAUGUAGUUACAACAAUUCGCCGUAGAGGCGUUAAACAUCAAAUAUUGAAAAAUGUCACAAUGCGGUUUUUUAAGGGUGAGAUCACGGUAAUAUUGGGCGCCGAAGAGAACGGACGAGUUAGUCUUCUUUGCUUAAUGGCGGGUUGGCAGAAACCCGAAUUGGGUGAUAUUUAUUAUAAUGGCAAUAAGAGUAUUUAUCAGCAUUGGACAGACUAUCGUUCCCGUAUCGAUAUAUGCAUGCAGCAAUCGUCAAUUUUUGAUUCAUUGAGCGUAAUAUCGACGCUUAGAUAUUUUGGAAGGAUUAAGCAAAGUGAAUAUGAUCGCGAAGAACUUGAGAGAGAGGUGAAUAAAUGGUUAACACUUCUAUCCGGUAAAAUAAAGCCAAAUGAAAGUGUAAAAAAUUUAAGUUAUGGCGAGAAGCGAUUACUGGUUUUAUGUUGCAUAUUAUUUGGCAAUACUUCUAUAGUUUUAUUACAUGAACCCACACAAUUUCUGAAAUACGAAGAUCAACAAAUGUUUUGGCAAAUAUUACGCGAGGAGAAAGAUGAUCGUGCAAUUAUCGUUACAACAACUUCCAUAGACGAGGCAGAAUGGUUUGCCGAUCGUAUUGGCAUUUUAGACGACGGUGUCUUAUUGGCCUACGGAUCACCUUUCUUUUUGAAAACACGUUUCGGCAUAGGUUGCGAUUUGAUUAUAUUGAAAGAUCCAAAUCGAUCAAGUGGUCCAAUAACGGAUAUUAUUAAUAAAUUUGUACCAAAUGCUGUACCCGAUAAUCAAGUAGGCGAUUUACUAGUAUACAAACUACCAACGGAUAAAAGGUCCAUAUAUCAGCGCAUGCUUUUGCAAUUGGAAGAUGCAAGUAAAAAUUUGGGUAUAACAAAUAUACGAGUUUCGAGUAGUGAGCUAAGUGAAGUAUUUAUGACACUGGGAAUGGAGAGUACACUUAAACCGACAGUGCCGGAAAUUACUCAAACAUUGAAAUUCAUCAAUGAGUCGGAAAAUGUUUUGAAGCGACAGCAGAUACGCGCUAUGAUAUACAAAAAGAUGAUACAUCAGACACUGAAUAUUCUACCAGUCAUUAUGACGUUUGGGCUAUUGUUUUUAAUUUUACUUACCAAUCACUUGUUUUCACUUGUCAAGAUCCCGACAACUAUGGAAAACGGUAUACACUUGGGUAUCAGUAUGGAAGAAAUCUCAGCUAAUAAAUUUAAAGAGCUAACCGACUGCAGCUAUAUCGUAAUUGACGGUGUAAAUGAAGAAAAACUAUUAGCUACAAAGUCACACUUGCAAUAUCUCUUUUAUGAAAAUUUAACGUGCGGCAAUAUGUCAUAUACCGAUUACAUACGCACCGAUAGAGCGGCGGCUAUAAGUAAACUAGGCGCAGUUGAAUUAAAAACACCCAAUAAAAAUUUUUCUAUAUGGAUUAAUGAUCUCACUUUUCAUACGGCACCAAUGGUCUUAAAUUUGGCUCAUAACAUAAUACUGAGAAAUUUGUUUCCGGAUAAUCCAAAUAGGUUAACUGCGAUCAUAAAUCAACCUAUUAGAAUAUCAUAUUUUCAGCAAACUAAUUUAGUCGAUAAUCAGAUAUUUCAUUUACAUCUCGCCAUUAUCAUGGGUAUUAUAAUGCCGAUAACAAUGUCUUGUUUUGUAAUAUCAUUGGUAGAAGAGCGACGAAACUAUUUAUUGACGUUGCAGCUUAUUGCUGGCAUUGACUUGCAUAUAUAUUGGAUGGUCGGGAUGGCUUGGGAUAUUGGUAUAUUUUUAGGAUUUUCCAUUGUAUACAUAUUAGUGAUGGCGCUUACCACUAUUGAGGGUUUCAAUAUUUUUACAAAAUUAUUGGUUCUUCUUCUAAUAAGUCUACACGGUAUUGCUACUCUCGCCAUGAUGUAUUUUUUGAGUAUGUUUAUGCCAAAGUCGAAGUUGCGAGCCUUUUUAUUGGCCGUGAUACUGCAAUUGAUGCUCGGUAUUUGCGCUUACAUCUUUGCCUGGGACGUAUUGGAAACCUCUUUACUUUUUAUAUACGUUAUGUACCUAAUGCCAACAUUUGCUCUUGUCGACGGCAUAUCAAAAUUAUAUAUAGGCUCAAGACAUUCCCGUUAUUGUGAUGAUCGUUGUACAGCAUUGAAUUGCACUGAUUCAAGUAUAAUAUGCGAAUUGGAACCGAAUUGUUGCCAUUUACCAUAUUUUGAAUUCGAAUUCCCUGGUAUAGGAAUAAACAUCGUUUAUAUGCUAAUAACGACUGCCAUAUUCAGUUUCUUAUUUUGCAUAUUCAACGUAUACUAUAGAGCACACAAAUACAGUUUGUCGAAGAGCAAGAGGCAUGCGGGCUUGGGUACCGUGUCCUAUCCUUUCGAUGAUGAUGAUGUAGUCAAGGAGAGAACGCGUAUCGCUAAAAUGUCCAGAUUCGAGUGCAAUAGAUAUAGUGUUUUAGCCGAUCAAAUUGAAAAGAAAAUACCUAAUCAUGGAAAACGCUUGAAUACAGUGUCAUUUGCCCUUGACAAAUAUAUGUCGAUGGGAAUUUAUGGAUAUCAUAAAGCGGGUAAAACGCAUUUAAUCGAACAAUUGGUGGGCGCGAGAGGAUUUCGUUUUGGUGAAAUGUAUAUUGAAAAAGUUGAUUUUAAAUUCGAAAAUAAGGCGGCAAUAAAAAUGAUGGGUUUUUGUCCUCAAAAGAGUGAUUUGGGCAUGGUUUUCUCACCUCGUCAACUGUUUACGUUUCUAUUUAUGAUAAGAGGUGUGCCCGAAGCGAAUGUAUCAGAAAAGCUUUUAGAGAUUGCCACAUCAUUGGACUUAAAGCCUUAUAUGAAUACGAAAAUUGGUGAUUUAUCGUUAGCUGUUAGACGGAAAGUUAGUGUAGCUAUAUCUCUUAUAGCUUAUAAUAAGGUUUUGGUUCUAGACGAACCCACAAAAGGCAUGCCAGCAAAGGAUCGCCGUAUCAUUUGGAACGUGCUUAGAUAUGCACGUUUUUGCGGCAAAACAGUUAUAUUUUCAUCGAAUGAAAAUUUGGAAUGCGAAACUUUGGCAGAUUUGAUUAUCGUAAUAGACGAUGGAGAGCUAUUAGCUAUAGGCAGUCCACAGUAUUUAAGACAAAAAUACACGCGCGGUUUCUUUUUCGAACUUAAAAUUCUAAGUGAUGGUAAAACAGAAGAAGAAACAUAUGAAAACCUUGACAGAGAUGUUGAAAACGUAAUUAAAUUCGCUUAUUUCUUACACGAAGAUUCUGAACUACAGCAUAGAGCUAAUGUCUUGAAGUUUUACAUUCCUGUUGAGCAGGUGAUUUAUUCCUAUCUUUUCGGAAGUAUUGAGAAGAAUCGGCGACGUCUAAAUAUAGCUGAAUACACUAUAAAUCAGGCACCACUUUUGACAGCUCUAGAUAAUGUUUUGGCGACUUGUACUUUAAGAGAACCAUACCGCAAACGGAAAAAGCAUAGACCAAGUGCGUAUGCCCAUAGUUUAAGUCGCCAAAGAAUGGCACGGAAUGCUGAAAAUACGGGCAAUUAA
This is a messenger RNA of Glossina fuscipes, 5370 nucleotides long. RefSeq names its product ATP-binding cassette sub-family A member 3. Gene Ontology annotation, cellular component: membrane; intracellular membrane-bounded organelle. The coding region runs from base 1 to 5370 and encodes 1789 amino acids. Gene Ontology annotation, biological process: transmembrane transport; lipid transport. Gene Ontology annotation, molecular function: ABC-type transporter activity; ATP binding; lipid carrier activity. NCBI's taxonomy places the organism in Eukaryota, Metazoa, Arthropoda, Insecta, Diptera, Glossinidae. The transcript has 14 exons. The record is from RefSeq and is a predicted model, not a curated record.